Messenger RNA from Fundulus heteroclitus (mummichog), 4059 nucleotides. RefSeq lists its product as uncharacterized. The record is from RefSeq and is a predicted model, not a curated record. The coding region runs from base 144 to 4010 and encodes 1288 amino acids. The transcript is spliced from 21 exons. NCBI's taxonomy places the organism in Eukaryota, Metazoa, Chordata, Actinopteri, Cyprinodontiformes, Fundulidae. Gene Ontology annotation, molecular function: peroxidase activity.
GCUACAAUCAUCCUCAAGCAGCCUCACCUGGACUGUCUCCAUGGUUACUAUCCCAACCAGGUGAUUAGCUCACCUGGCUGCUGAGUCCAAGUACGUUCCUCAGUGGAGACGAGCUUCCAGCUGAGAGAGUUUCCAGCGUCACCAUGAGAGCUUCUGUGUUCACUGUGCGGUUCCUCUUGAUGAUCUGCGGCUGCUUCAUGAGACAAACGAGGGUCGGGGGCCAGUCGGAGGGUGUUGCAGCGGGUUUUCUGUCUGCAGGUUUGGUGCAGACAGAGUGUCGGGACCGCUACCUGUGGAUCCGUGUUGCUUCGGUGCAGACGCCUCGCUUUGAAGCCGUCGACGAUGACGGCGUCCACGCCAUCAGCACGCAGCUGGCCUCACGCUGUGGUUACACCAUCAGCGCCUUCAGGGUGGACGGCUCCACCGUCCUCAGAGCGUCGUUUCACUCCUGCUUCACCCACAACCAGAACGACGAGGUGUUCACCUUUAAGUUCAACGUGAUGCUGAACGACGGCGGUGGCGGCGCGAUGAGCAGCCGGUCUGUUUCCGCGGUCUGUCCUGGUCUCAGCUGGACCCACAGAGAGGUCACCUGUGAGGAGGACUACAUGGAGGUCAACGUGAAGAGAGAUUCUUCAUGUGGCGGUCAGGGGGUGGAGGGUAGACGGGCGUGGCAGGAAGCUUUCUUUAAGGCUCAGAGGACGGCCAGUUCUUCCUGGCAGCUGAUGUUCCUGCAGAGCGACGGACAGACCACCUCCAUGUCCGUCCCAGAGGCAGAGAGGUGGGGCUACAGCCUGGUGGCCACCUCUCAGAGGGUGGUACUUCGAUCUCCUUUCAAUCAGCCACAUUCUGAGGUCACCAUGGUUGAUGGUGUUCCUGUAGAGACUGUCCAGGUGUCUCUGUUCUUUAAGCAGAAGCUUGUACUGGUGAUUACUGACAUGUCCAUGGCCUGCACGCUCAAUUCAGGAUCGUUUGAUGGCACUCGGUUGCUCUGGGACGUCCCUCAGGUCCUACCCGCUCUGGCUGUGGAGGGAGCAGAGUUUAAAAGUCGAAGCUUCAGUCUGGGACUGGAGGGUUUCCUGCUGGAUGUAGCUUCUGCCACCUCCAGAGGGCUCAGCCUGGUUCACCAAGGAGGAAUGGUGAAGAUCGGAGUUCCUUUCGGGUCAGAAGGAGGCUUCAGGAAGAGUUUGGUGGUGAAAAAUGUUUACCAGGAGUCUUAUACGGCCCUCCUGAUGUAUGAACAUGUCUUCUCUCUGGUCUUUGAUGAUGGCCACAGCGUCGACACCAAACACAGAACAUUCAAAGUGCUUGAGACGCCGCUGAUCCGUAGGACACCGUUCAGCCUCAACCAGACCAUUGGUGAGCAUCAGGAGUUCAAGGUCUACCUGGGGAACAUUCCAGCGGAUGUCAUGUUGGAGGACAUCUGGAUCAACGGACAGCAUCCGCUGAUGUUGGGAAAACCAGAGCAGGGUCUCAGCGUCGGUCCGAUUGUUCACCUGAACGGCAGCAAAGCCUACGAGCUGCGACUACCCUUCAACGACCCUACCGUGCAGAGGACGAACGUGGGUGGAAGUGUAGUACAGUACUCGAUCGAUUUAAACCUCACCUUAACCAUCCUGCCCCAGAGGGAGUCCUACUACCACCAGGACCUCAUCACAGCACAAGUUUUUGACGCAUUCCCUCAAGAGAUAACGGCUUACUGUUUGGACGGAGGAAUUUCCUUCAGCAUCAUCGGAGCGUCUCAAAGUCUCUGGGAAGUGGGAGUCGACCACAAGCCUCUGACGGAGCAGCUGGUGGCCCAGAGAGGAUACCGCCUCCACAACGACAGCCACAGAAUCGUCCUGGACGUCCCCGUUUUCUCUGUCGGAUACACUUAUGAGGGCAUCAACUUGUCAAACUUUUAUGGAACAUUUAAGCUUCUUUUAAGAGACUCCAAAACACUAGCGGUCCAGGCGUCCACCUCCAAGCGAUGCCUCUUCAGAACAGAAGACAUGAUCGUUUGUUCAGCAGAUGGUACCAUGACGGUGGUGGCGACUCCGACCUCCACGUGGCCCAUGGUGAGACCUGAGAGAACCUCUCUGCUGGACCGACGCUGCAAACCAAAGGAGACUGAUGGCUCCAGAGUCCUGUUUGAAUUUAUGGUGGACUCCUGUGGAACCAGAGCCUCGGUCGGGGAAUGGUACAUAGUUUACGAGAACGAGAUUCUCCAAGAACGACUCCUGGUUGCAGACGGGCCGAACUUCAUCUCUAGGGAACCUCAGUUCAAGGUAACGGUGAGGUGCUUCUAUCCUCUGAGUGCGGUCAACAGAGUUUCUUUGGACCGGACCUUCGCCUCACCGACUCCUGGAAUUGGAUCAGUGAGGGUUGUCGAGAGCCAAAGAGAUUCCAUGAAGAAACCAUGUCUGUAUCAGCAUCCAGAGAAUACCCAUGCCCCAUCCGACAAGCUCCACCUAACCCAAUCUCCGUUGGGAACCCUGCCUUUUCCGAGCUUCGUGCCUCGACCCAAACCAGGAAAGAGCCGCUUCAUCACGGUACCGGGAGGAAAAAACAAGAUGCUCCCCUCCUCAAACCCGGACCGUUCUUCAAAAACAGCAACCCAGCAAGUCUCUCGGUUUUAUCCAUUAACUGAUGUGGAAAACCUCAACGCUCCAGUAGAGAACUCUGAGGGAGGGCCGAGUGAAGGGUAUAUGACCUUAGCGUCAUUUCACAGGAUUCCCAAAGGUCCAGUCAGUAGAAACCCGGGAAGCUCAAGUCAGACACGUGUGAGUCUGAACAAGUUCCCUGAAGGCACCAAGGGCACUGGUCUACCCUGGAUUCGGCACGUUUCUGGUCAAAGAGACAUUGCUCACCAUCCAUCACUCCAGAGUCUUUCAGUUGAUUCCUCAUCUGGCACUGCAGACCAAAAGCAGCCAACUUUAAGCCUCUAUGGGUCCUCAGGUGUUGGGAUGGCAGUCGGUGAGGUUAAGAACCCAGUCUACCAACCUCAGUAUCAUUAUGAGCCAACUCAAACCCCUCAACACCCUACUUUCCAGCAGCCACCAGAUCACAUGGGGAAUGAACUCCCCCAGCCAAGCAGACAAGAAAUGCUUCAUCCGGCUGAUGGUAAAAGUGCUGUCCCACACCAGUCUGACCUCCUGCAGAGGUUUCUCUACAGCAAACUGACAACUUCACCCUUCCAUAAUGUCCAAAAUAUGGAAGGACUUGGACCAGUUGAACAGAAUAUUCAGUCAGCAGUGCAGAACGUCAGAGUGAAACCUCCCAGCAAGUUUGUCUCUUCUGUACUGCGUCUCAACCAAAAGCCCGUUGUUCAACUGACGGACUUCCAAAGUCCUAACCUCUCCAAGUACGUCGCUGGUAUGACGCCUCUCGGUGAAGGGAACUAUUGGUUCUAUCGACAAACUACUGAGAACAGAGGGUCCCAACCAGGAGAACACAUCCCAGAGAGACCAGGUGUCUCCACACCUAUGCAGGAACCUGUUCUUCAGAGUGUUCUGGAUCAGUCCUUGGUCAUCAACUUAACUGAUCCUUCUCCCAGCCAGGUGAAGCACAGCUGCCCACAGGUUUCUCAGUUCUCUGGCCAAAUGGAGCACCGGCCUUUAAGGGCUGAGACAAAUGAACAAAAACCGGAAUCCAGUUCUUCUCAAAGACCUGUUCUUCCAAAGUGUGGAUCUUACCUCAUCAGAGUGAAACCAGCUGGUCUUGCAGUGAGGUUCAAGGCUCGGGACCCGUCUGAGCCUUCACAGAACCAGGAGCACUCUGAUGGCAUUCUGCCAACUCCUUCAUUAACCAAGAACCCAAGACUGGCCAAUACUGGAGUCAAACCCCUAACCACAGGACAAGUCAAUCGUCAAACAGGGGGGACGAGUCCCCUAACCACAGGACAAGUCAAUCGUCAAACGGACCAAACUGGUUCUGAUGCAAAAUCAUUGAUCCACAGCACAGACUGUGGAGGUGAAGCCGGUCUGUAUGGAACCAGUGUUCACCAAGGAAUCAUCAGAGGUGGGCGGCUCUGAUCACUGCUGCCUCCAUCCUAAUGUUUAAUAAAGAAUAUUUGUCAGUCAA